Molecule: messenger RNA, 753 nt
Organism: Megalobrama amblycephala (Wuchang bream)
Lineage: Eukaryota; Metazoa; Chordata; Actinopteri; Cypriniformes; Xenocyprididae
Gene: dpy30
Product: dpy-30 histone methyltransferase complex regulatory subunit
Exons: 5
Coding region: 330-620 (96 amino acids)
Cellular component (GO): Set1C/COMPASS complex
Source: RefSeq, a predicted model, not a curated record
AUUUGCUGCAGUUUUAGACAUCGUCAAUGUUAACAUACUGUAGGCAGAACUGCGGUUCUUGGCAAACGCCUGAUUGUUUAUUAUUGGCACCGUUGUGCUUUCCAAAGUGCCUCAUUGAAUCCCGCCAUUCACUACAGUAUAUAUGACUUUUCAUCAGCAUAUGCACGACUAAUGUAGUGCGGUGCAUGAAUUCUUAAACUUGUUAUUAUAGUAAUUUCUUAACCAUUUCAAAAAUGGCUGUGGUGGUACCAGAUGGUUAUACCAUGGUAAAUUAUCGUAUUCCUGUACCAUUCUGGUAGUUACAAGAACACACUGAUGCUGAGCAGAGCAUGGAGGGACACACUCCUGUCCCAGAAAAUCCUCAUGCAGAAUAUGGCCUCACUGAAAACAUCCAGAGAAUAGUGGAGAAUGAGAAAACAACUGCUGAAAAAGUCACCAAACAGAAGGUGGACCCGCAGACCCUGCAGACGCUUCCUACACGAGCCUAUCUGGAUCAGACUGUGGUUCCUAUUCUCCUGCAGGGCUUGUCAGUUCUGGCCAAGGAAAGGCCUCCAAAUCCCAUAGAGUUUUUAGCGGCAUUCUUACUGAAGAACAAGUCCCAGUUUGAGGAACGGAAUUAAAGGCACAGCGUGCUGCGGAAGAUUUAGGAUUUCAUUUUUUUUGUGUUGUGAAUUUAAAUGUAACACUCUUCACAUUGUUUGUUUGCCAAGGUUACAGUACGUUUUUAACUCUAAUAAAAUGUUCAAGCAGUGA